Fomitiporia mediterranea MF3/22 is the source of this 724-nucleotide messenger RNA. RefSeq names its product Maf/Ham1. Gene Ontology annotation, cellular component: cytoplasm. Gene Ontology annotation, biological process: nucleoside triphosphate catabolic process. Bases 7 to 633 code for a protein of 208 amino acids. Gene Ontology annotation, molecular function: nucleoside triphosphate diphosphatase activity. The transcript has 6 exons. The record is from RefSeq and is a predicted model, not a curated record. NCBI's taxonomy places the organism in Eukaryota, Fungi, Basidiomycota, Agaricomycetes, Hymenochaetales, Hymenochaetaceae.
GCGAACAUGUCAAACAGAACUUUAGUUUUCGUCACUGGAAACGCGAACAAACUCAAAGAAGUUCGUGCAAUCCUGUCUGAUACUUCAGAUGGUUCCGCUCCAAUCAAUUUAGAGUCGAAAGACUUCAACAUCCCUGAAUUACAGGGAACAACUCAAGACGUAGCUCGCGAGAAGUGUAGACGAGCCGCGGAGUUGGUGGGUGGUCCGUGUAUCACCGAGGAUGUGGCGUUAUGUUUCAAAGCUAUGAAUGACCUUCCUGGACCUUACAUCAAACACUUUCUUAAAGCUCUCGGACCAGGAGGCUUGAGUACUCUCCUCGAAGGAUUCCCAACAAACGAUGCAUACGCAAUAUGUACUUUCGCAUAUAGCGCCGGUCCUGGAACGGAACCUAUACUUUUUGAGGGGAAGACACAGGGCAAGAUUGUUUCACCGCGUGGGCCCCAGGAUUUUGGAUGGGAUUGUGCGUUUGAAGCUGAAGGGACAGGGAAAACGUAUGCGGAGAUGCGCUCAGAUGAGAAGAACAAGAUAUCGCAUCGAUCCCGUGCACUCGCGCUGUUGAGAGCGUACCUGAAAGAUCUGCCCUUGGAGGCAGACAUUCAGGGACAUUCACACGCGGAGGCAACGUUGGCAUAAGUUGCCCCCUAUCCCAGUGCCAGACUAGCAAAAGAUGUUUUAAGAAGAAAUUAAAUGUAGACAUAGAAGUAAUAUUUGUAACUCACUGUAG